AUGCUCUACGAGCAAUCUGAAGAGAGCUGUCCUCGACUAGACAGGGAAAGCCCUUAUUUUCCAGACCAAACAACAGAUGUUAGAGUGGUACUAGAAGAUACAUUCGAUGCCGCUCUUGCACUUGGAAACAUGAAUCAAUACUUGGGUAGCCAAGAUCGAACUCCCGUCUGUGUUUUAAACUUUGCGAACAAGACUCAUAUUGGAGGAGGGUUCUACACCGGAUCUAAGGCCCAGGAAGAAGAUCUUUGUCGCCGAAGUACCCUUAUCGAGACGCUCCAUCCUCACUUAUACCCCAUGGAUGAUGAUGAGUGUAUAUACUCCCCAAGUGUCUUCGUGUUUCGAGAGAACGCCUCAAAGAACCAUAAGAUCAUGUGGACCGACCGUGUUAAUAUUCUGCCUGAAGUCAGCGUCAUUUCCAUGGCUGCAGAGCAUGGUCCUACUCUGAACCGGGCCAGAGAUGACUACGCAAAUGCAUCGUCCCGCGAGUUGAUGAAAAAUAAGAUGCGUUUGAUCCUCCGUGUAGCUGCCAACUCCUACCAUCGCAGACUAGUUCUCGGUGCCAUUGGCUGUGGAGUGUUCGGUCAUCCUUCGAAACGCGUAGCCGAGCUCUGGCUUGACGUGCUAUCGGAGGAAGAAUUUGGAGGAUGGUUCGAGACAAUCAUGUUUGCUGUUUGGGACCCAAAGCCCCCUCAUAAAGUCUUUAAGGAUUUCUAUGGUGUCCUUUCUGGUCAAUCCCUAUGGCAAUAUCAUGAUACUGAAGAGGAGAGUGAAAGCUCAGUGAAUAGCCGCAGUGGUAGUGAUAGUGAUAAUGGUAGUGAUGAUGAUCUGGAGGAGGUACUUGAGACAGGCCAUAAGAGAAAACUUGACGAAGUGGAGGGGGCAGAUGAGUCAGACUCGGAGCAGGAGCAAGGUGAGCCCGUGCAGGAGGAGGAGGACUCCGAAUCCGAGUUGGAGGAUGAUGAUGAUAGCAAUUAG
Messenger RNA from Penicillium waksmanii, 975 nucleotides. RefSeq lists its product as uncharacterized. Lineage: Eukaryota; Fungi; Ascomycota; Eurotiomycetes; Eurotiales; Aspergillaceae. Bases 1 to 975 code for a protein of 324 amino acids. The record is from RefSeq and is a predicted model, not a curated record. The transcript has a single exon.